Messenger RNA from Drechmeria coniospora, 924 nucleotides. RefSeq lists its product as uncharacterized. The transcript has 3 exons. The record is from RefSeq and is a predicted model, not a curated record. Bases 1 to 924 code for a protein of 307 amino acids. Lineage: Eukaryota; Fungi; Ascomycota; Sordariomycetes; Hypocreales; Ophiocordycipitaceae. Gene Ontology annotation, biological process: maturation of SSU-rRNA from tricistronic rRNA transcript (SSU-rRNA, 5.8S rRNA, LSU-rRNA). Gene Ontology annotation, cellular component: nucleolus.
AUGACGGUCCUCGGCAAGCGAAAGGCCCCCGAGCCGUCCAUCUCGCACGAGGAUGCCAACGAAAUUUUCCGGCGGCACUUUGAGUCACGCUUCGCCCCCAUCGACGUAGCCGACGUAGCCAAGCCGCGCAAUGAAGCCCGCAAGGACCCAAAAGCCGAUGACGACGACGAAGACGACGAAGACGAAGAUGGAGAUGGAGACGAUGACAGCAACGAGGAGGAAUCCGCCUGGGGCGGUCUCUCUGAUGAUGAAAUUUCGGAUGAUGCUGAUGAUAUGAGCACCGUCGAGGUCAUCGACCAUUCGAAUUCGAAAACACUACCUGCCACGUCAUCCAUGUCCAAACGCGAACGCAAAGCUUUCAUGUCCUCCCGCCCGCCCGACCAAAGUAAAGCCGACGGCGCAUCCUCAACACCCUCCUCCGGGACCUCCACCCCAUCCAGCCUCCCCGAAGACGCCCCUUCCCUGCUCGCGCAGGACCUCGAGCUGCGCCGGCUCAUUGCCGAAUCUCACCUCCUCUCCGGCCGCAAGAGCCCCCUCACAUCGCUCGGCACCAACCAGGUGGCCCCCAAGUCCUUCGCCAGCGGCCGCAUCCGCCAAAAGGCGCUCGAUCUGCGCGUGCAGGCCCUCGGCUCCAGUCUCUCCAUCCACAAGCAAGAAAAGAUGCCGAUGAAGAUGCGCAAAGGUAUGGUCGCCGCCACCGACGCCCGCGAAGCCAAGCGCAGGCGCGAGGCCAGGGAGAACGGUGUCAUCUUGGAGCGCGAGACGGCCAAGAACAAAGGGCGGGAUCGGGCGAGAGAUAGGGGUGCCGUGGAUCGGCCUGGGGUGGGCAGGCUCAAGGGCGCAGAGCUGCGUUUGAGCUCGCGAGAUGUCAGGGGUCUCGAAGGCGUUGCCGAUAAACGCGUUCGACGAAAGGGCACAAGAUGA